Molecule: messenger RNA, 18244 nt
Organism: Gallus gallus (chicken)
Lineage: Eukaryota; Metazoa; Chordata; Aves; Galliformes; Phasianidae
Gene: TSHZ2
Product: teashirt zinc finger homeobox 2
Exons: 3
Coding region: 195-3305 (1036 amino acids)
Biological process (GO): regulation of transcription by RNA polymerase II
Cellular component (GO): nucleus
Molecular function (GO): DNA binding; DNA-binding transcription factor activity, RNA polymerase II-specific
Source: RefSeq, a predicted model, not a curated record
GAGAGAGAAAGAGAGAGAGAGAGAGAAACGUAGAUCUCUGAAAUAAAAUAAAGGCAAACAGGUUCCUGUGAGCGCAGCCAGGGGGGCCGGGGCUGAGGGUGCCGGGGCCGCGGCUGAGGCGCACGAACACGGCUCCGGAGCGGCUCAGGGCUCCCGGAUCUGGGGACAGAAGUGAGAUUGGAGAAAGUAGAGCGAUGCCAAGGAGGAAACAGCAAGCACCCAAACGGGCUGCAGGUUACGUCCAAGAGGAAGAUUUAAAGGAAGAGGAAGAUAUAAAGGAGGAGGAAGAAGAUGAUGAUGACAAUUCAACUGCUCAGCUCCAGGGCAGCAAUGACACUGGAACGGAUGAGGAACACGAUGUGGGUCCUGAGCAGAAAGGGAACUUUAGUUACCAGAAUUCCCCUGUCAGUCAUAUAUCUAACCAGGAUGCAGAAAAUGAAUCACUGCUGAGUGAUGGUAGUGACCAUGUGACAGAUAUUAAAAGCAUUUGCUCUAGAGAGCCGCAGGAUCCAAAAACCAGCACCCAUCCCAAAGCCCAGAAUGAAGCACACAAUUGCAUGGAUAAAAUGACAGCGGUCUACGCCAACAUACUGUCAGACUCUUACUGGACAGGCUUGGGGCUGGGUUUCAAGUUGUCCAACUCUGAAAAGAGGAGUUGUGACAACAGAAAUGGAGGGAACAAAGCUGAUUUUGAUUGGCAUCAAGAUGCACUGUCAAAAAGCUUACAACAGAAUUUACCUUCCAGACCUGUCUCGAAACCCAACCUGUUCAGCUCCGUCCAGCUCUACCGGCAGAGCAGCAAAAUGUGUGGAACGGUGUUCACCGGGGCCAGCAGGUUUCGGUGCCGGCAGUGCAGCGCAGCCUACGACACGCUGGUUGAACUAACAGUUCAUAUGAAUGAAACAGGUCACUACCAAGAUGACAACCACAAAAAGGACAAGCACAGACCUACCAGCUACUCAAAGCCCCGAAAAAGGGCUUUCCAGGACAUGGACAAGGAAGAUGCACAAAAAGUUCUGAAGUGUAUGUUCUGUGGUGAUUCCUUUGAUUCCCUUCAAGAUUUGAGCGUUCAUAUGAUAAAAACAAAACAUUACCAAAAAGUGCCUUUGAAGGAGCCAGUACCAACCAUUUCUUCAAAAAUGGUCACUCCAGCGAAGAAACGUGUGUUUGAUGUUAACAGGCCUUGUUCCCCCGAUUCCACAACGGGGUCUUUCUCAGAUACUUUUUCCCCGCAGAAGAAUGGGAACCUGCAAUUAUCAUCCAACAACCGCUACGGCUACCAGAAUGGUGCCAGCUAUACGUGGCAGUUUGAGGCCUGCAAAUCCCAGAUUUUGAAGUGUAUGGAGUGUGGGAGCUCCCAUGACACCUUGCAGCAGCUCACGACCCACAUGAUGGUUACUGGCCACUUCUUGAAAGUCACAAGUUCGGCUUCAAAGAAAGGAAAGCAACUUGUUCUAGAUCCUUUAGCUGUGGAAAAAAUGCAAUCACUCUCUGAAGCUCCAGCCAGUGACAGCCCGGUUUCAAAGUCAAUCGGUAAAUCAUCAUCUGCAGAAUGCAUAGCUCCUGCUUCCGAAAUAAAAAAAGAAAGUAAAAAAGAUAAAGCUGAUGAUGCAAACAAAGAUGAGAAAGCAGUAAAAACUGAAGAGUAUGAGGACGCUCUUCAGAAACCACUGGAUCCCACAAUGAAAUACCAGUACCUCAGAGAAGAAGAUUUAGAAGAUGGUUCAAAAGGUGGUGGGGACAUUUUAAAGUCUUUGGAGAACACUGUCACGACAGCCAUCAAUAAAGCUCAAAAUGGAGCACCUAGCUGGAGUGCAUAUCCCAGCAUCCAUGCAGCUUAUCAGCUCUCAGAAGGAGCUAAGCCAUCUUUGCCUGUGGGUUCCCAAGUACUGCAAAUCAGGCCAACAAUGGCCAACAAGUUGAGGCCCAUAGCUCCCAAGUGGAAAGUCAUGCCUCUAGUCCCUAUCUCAGCAAACGUGGCUCAGUGCACUCAACUGAAGAAGGAAACUGAUGACAGGGAGGAGGUACAAAAAGACUAUGCUAAAGAGAGCAUUCAAGCUGAGCCUGUUUCACUCAGCCAGAGUGAGAGGGAACCUAUCCUCAAAUCUGAAGCCUGCGUGGAGCCAAAAAACACAGAACCGUGUCCCUUGAAAGAAGAAGACAAAAUUAAAGAGGACAGUGGAAAAGAAAAAUCAGCCCUCAAGGAAUCAACAGCAGCUUCUCUUAGUAAUGGUUGUGCUGCUGCCAGCCAUUCAUCAGAGCUGCCUUGUGUCAACCCUCUCAGUGCCCUGCAGUCGGUACUGAAUAAUCACUUGGGCAAAGCCACCGAGCCUUUACGGCCCCAGUCCAACUCCAGCCCCAGCUCUAGCACAAUUUCUAUGUUCCACAAAUCUAAUCUAAAUAUGAUGGAGAAGCCAGUUUUAUCUCCUACUCCAACCCCACCAAAGCCUGCAAGUGUAACCAGGCACUAUUUGUUUGAAAAUAAUGAUCAGCCUAUUGACCUGACCAAAUCUAAAGGCAAGAAAGCUGAGUCAGCUCAAGCACAAUCUUGUACUUCUCCACCUCAAAAACAUGCUCUGUCUGACAUUGCUGACAUGGUCAAAGUUCUUCCCAAAGCUACUACACCAAAACCUGCCGCAUCUUCAAGGAUCCCAUCUAUGAAGUUGGAAAUAGAUGUCCGACGCUUUGAGGAUGUCUCAACAGAAGUCUCCACUCUGCAUAAAAGGAAGGGCAGGCAGUCAAACUGGAACCCUCAGCAUCUUCUGAUUCUGCAAGCUCAGUUUGCUUCCAGCCUCUUCCAGACAUCUGAAGGUAAAUAUUUAUUAUCAGAUCUAGGCCCACAGGAGCGUAUGCAGAUCUCAAAAUUUACUGGACUGUCAAUGACCACCAUCAGCCACUGGUUGGCAAAUGUCAAGUACCAACUUAGGAAAACUGGAGGAACAAAGUUUUUGAAAAACAUGGACAAAGGGCAUCCGGUCUUUUAUUGCAGUGACUGUGCAUCUCAGUUUCGAACCCCAUCUACUUACAUUAGCCACUUAGAAUCUCAUCUAGGUUUCCAAAUGAAAGACAUGAACAGGCUGGCUGUGGAGCAGCAAACCAAGGUAGAGCAAGAAAUCUCCAGAGUUUCAGUUCAAAGGUCUCCUGAAACAAUAGCUGGAGAAGAGGACACAGACUCUAAGUUCAAAUGUAAGUUGUGCUGUCGGACAUUUGCAAGCAAACAUGCUGUAAAACUUCAUCUAAGCAAAACACACAGCAAGUCACCAGAACACCAUUCACAAUUUGUAGCAGAAGUGGAUGAAGAAUAACUUAAGAAUAACCGUUUUCUCCAUCACGUUCAUUACUCGAAUAACAUUUGGAAAAUGAAUUCAUCAGACAGUCAAAAUUAAAGAUGUGUUGUGAGUUGUCACUCACGCCACCUGCUAUUGUGGCUAUUCUCUGGCUAAUUGAGGGUGCAAGCACUCUGAAGAUGCAUACUCGCUUGUGUGAAGAUUUCACAUUUGUUUGCUGCAAAUAUUCAUGAAGCCUUAAGAAACACAUUCUGUGUACACAGCCAGCACCAGGACUGUGCGUCACUUACGCUCUGUUUAAAAGGCUACUUUUGAAUAAUUUAAGCCACUAAUCAAAAGGUUGCUUUGGGAUGGGUAAUAGAAACUAUUGCUAGAGAGUAUGAUGUCGGUAUUCAAGUGCAGUAGGAUUGAAGUUUUACAUACAUCUUGUAUGUGCAGUCUGUGUUUGACCAGAUUUACUCUUUCUGCAUAUUUUAACGGGCAAAAUUCAGUCCGACUCAAAGGGAGUUUAUUUUCUCAACAGUGCUAAAAUCCUUAAAUUUCUUUGUUGGCAUUUUUAACCCAACAUUAGAACCCAACACAAAAGGAAGAAACAAAUGUUCCUCGUUCAUCUGAAAAUAACUGAUUUUCUGCUUAACCAUUUUAUUGCCAUUCAAAAUCAAUAUACCUGCCAAAAUAUCAGGAAAUUACAGGAGGUUGGUUGGGAAAAAUAUACCAUAUUUCAUUUCCUUCCUCGCCAGUUAAUGAUUAAUAAGACUCUGACAUUUGUCGUUUUCACAUAAGAGAUAUCAGAGCAAACCAAUAAUUUGGGUUCUAUCAAACAAAAGCUAUCUGCCAAAUAUAUUAAUGUAACAGUUAUUUUGGCAUAUUCAUGGCUUAAUACCUGACAAAUGUUUCAGAUUUGGUUUUAAAAGCACUGUAUUAUUAUAAAGAGGCAAACCAAACACCCACCUUCAUAAACAUGUUAUUGUUCCUCAGGAUUUGGAGAACAAGUACAAAGAAAAAAAAAUCUGUGGGGAAAAAAAGGCUUUCUGCAUUGUAAUAACCUACACAGACACAUCACGAGUGUUAUUCAGGUGGUAUGUGACUACAUAAACAAGGCACUGUCCUUCCUGCCUUUGGGUACCCAGAAAUCGCUGUCCUUUUAAUACUCAUCCUUUUCUAAUUUAUAUCAAGAUGCAGGUUGUACCUUACCUUUGAAAAAAUAUAUUUAAAUUGCAAUGACAGAGUGAUAGCACUGUUAUCUGGAACUAUAAUUUGAGUUGGUAUGCAUGAUAGCACAAAUUGUGUGAAAUGAUGGGGUAUUUUGGAUAGCACUGUAAAGGUUUUAUGACUGUAAGCCUACCCAAGUUCCUGCUGCACUAUAAGUGUGGAGGCCACAGUUUAUUCGUAUGGUUUCUUCCUGAGAUCUGCAAGGAGACUAAAUCAUAUAACAGGGAUUUUCAGGGUUUACUUAUUCUUACCAUGAUAUUGUUAAGAUUUGGUAUGCAUUUGAAUAAUAACGUAGAGGAUAGCACAGUGUUGAGAAACGGGGAAUAUAAAGCACACCAAAAUUCUUCAAACAUGCACGUGCACCUGCAUUCACUUGUAGGCAGUGCUGUAGUGGCAUAGAAAUAAAAAGAUAUGGAAAGAAAUGGAAAUAAAACAGUGGAAAGUGUACUCGAAGUACAGAAAUACAUAAAAUACUUUUUAUAUUUUAAUGAAAUUUACUGUUAAAAGUGAUAUUUUAAAAUGUUGACUAUCAUUAAAGUAUAAACGAAUAACCUGAGUUGGUACUGUAGAAAAAUGUGUUAUGUGUAUGGAUUUAUUUUUAAGAUCUCUGUGAGGCUGUUUAUAAGAAAUUCACUAUAAAUUCUUCUUAAAUGUAAAGACACAUAUCUGUUUUAUGUUCCUCUUCAGUGUUUUCUUGAGUUCCUUUAACUGAUAUGGGCUUAGUAAUAUAAUGUAAAAUUAUGUGUAAUAUACAACAAUCAGAUGUCUCUAUUCUUUUUUCAUUUAACCUACUUCAUAUUUGUUUUUAUUGCUCUUCUUCAAAGAAAGCCCAUGAACAUUAGGGAGCGUGGCUUAAUCAGAACUAAUUUGUAUGAUGACUUAUACCUUCAAAGAGGAUUUCUUCUCUUUUUUUUGCAAUUGAAUUAGAAUUUCUAUGUUGUUACAAGGAAAAAACAAGCCAAAAGGCAAUGCAGAAUUUUAUUUCGUACUGUAAGGUCAGGUGGUGGCAUUGACUGUCACUGCCGGUGACCGAGGCUCUCUCUGCUCUUCUCUUCAACUUCUUACAGAGAUAAGUCUCUAUAACGUUAAAUUUACCAACUUAAUUGGAAAGAUUGCUAAAGGCCCUGAUGAGCAAACAAGCAGCUACCUGAAAUGAACUAAUUGGAAAUAAGGCUGCUGCAAAACAAAAAAAUGAGUCAUAAUGAUAAACAGUUUUUUCUCUCUGUUUCCUCCUUUGUCUUUUUUUAACCAUCAAGUUUAAAGCUUCUGCAGUGCUUUUUUUCUACUUUAUAGGAGACAACUGACAUUCUGUGGUAAAUGGAAGAAAGAGCAGAGCAGAACUGAAAAUCCUCUAAUGCACUGACACUAACUUGCCCUCUAUUGUUGAAAAUGAGCAGGCAAUCAUGAUUGUUCAUCAAAUGGCUCCUAAUGCAGUUAAAGCAUUCAGCUAUAAUUUCUCCUUGCAUUUAUAAUUACUGUCAUAGACUGCACACCUCAGUGAGCAGAUUAAAGCUAUAAACUAUUUAGCCGUAGCUUUAAGAUGAGGAACUUGAUUUGUCUGGCAGCAGUUAUUUGUUAGAGAGCUUGACACUUCACAUAAAAAUGACUCAACUUGAUGAAGAACAAUGCAGUUUAAGCAAUGCAGUGAUUUUAAAUCAGUCAUUAUACCACGCCCUGUAAGAAUUGCAAAGCAAUUUGUUAAAUGAUAUAUAGGACACGUAGAUAACUGUAUGUGUUAAGUAUACCAAAAUAGAAGAUUUUUUUCUUCUGUGGAUUUUAUUUUCUCCUCCCCUCUGGAGCUGGAGGAGCUGCUCUGAACAUCAUGUUCUGCUAUUAGCCAAUAUUGGUGUUACACAGGCAAGGCCAAUUGCAGGAAUCAGUUGUCCGAAGCCACACAUUAGGAGAGAAGACGAAGCAAGACAAUAGGGACAGGCUCAGGUGGGCCUCUGUGCUGCCGCCCCCAAGCAGGGGGUUGCCCCAGCUGCCCCUCCUCCCUCCAAUCCGCCCUGGUGAAGGCCCACUCCCUCCAGUCCUUGGAAAUUUCUCACCGUUCCCCAAAGCAGUAGAUCAGGACUUUUCAAAUUCAGCAUUCUGAGAACUUGGAACUUGCCCUGCCUAACAUUUCUCAGUCCAGCACUUACCCUUGUAAAUCGAGCAGUAAGAGUUUGCUCUUGGCUUCAGUGAGAGCAGGGUCAGGGCAGAUCAGGGUGCAUCAGCAUGGAUGUAUCUGUGCAGAUUUACUUGCUCUUUACGAAUAGUACAGGCUGCUAUUAAGAUUGGUGUUACUGAAAUUGUAUUAGCUCAUCCAACCCACCAGGUUACCCCAUAUGUUCUAGACUCUGUAUGAACAUAGAGUAAAUGACAGUCCCUUCCCCCAAAAGGCAGGAAUUCUUCAAUGCACAAAGAGAUGGCAACCUGUAAGGAUUUUGAUCAGAUUUUAGACCUUGAAUAGCAUCUACCUCCUCAAGCAUUCAGUAUUCAUAAGGGUAUCAAAAUCUUACCUUCUCCUUGGUGCAUCUGAUAUUAUUAAAUGCUACAGCCUUCAUAAUCUAUUGCGGGACAGUUUUACCCUGUGAAAUUUCAAAGGAAGAGGACACAUUUUGUACAUCGCCAACCAAAUAGCAAAGAUCAAUAACAGAAGGAAAAGAUGUGAGCAGCAUCCAGCCCUCAACAGCACCUUUCAAUAAAAAUAAUGUUAUUUAGCAGGAUGAUCACUCUGUGCAAAUAUGAUGGAGCACAGCUGAAAAACAAGGGAAAAUGUAGAUACGGCUUUAUGGGAAAAGGAAAGGAGGAAGAGAUUUUUCACUAUUUAUUAGGACAAUGAACGGAUAAUUCAUGAUUAUUAAGCUGUAGUCCUCAGGUCUUAUUCUGCCUCUCCUCGGUUGAGAGCUGGGUCUGUCUGUGCAUGGAGGUGGGAUGCGUUGGCAUUGGCACAGGAAGCUCAGCUCCCUGUGGUAGUUCUCAUGCAUCAGUGGAGCCACACGGGAAUCAAAGCAGCAGAUACCGCUCAGGACCCUGCCUGCAAGAAGAAGAAUGGGGCAGAAGAAGCCACGCACAGCACAGAGCUUAUUUCAUAACUGUGACAGUGUUUCUUGUUUGAGAGCACCUCAUCAGGAAAGGGGCAGCAGACUCCGGUUCCCAGUCCAUGAUAAGGCAUGUAGCAUCGAGGCACUGCACUGGUCACAGCUACCUGGAGAGCGACGGGCCCAAGGCUCCAUUCUGCCUGCUCUGGGGGGCUGUGCAUCCCAAGAGCACGAGAUGGUGGAGCCCUGGAAGGUGGGAGGUGGCUGGAAGGCUCCGACACUCAGUUCUAUGAGGGCUGUCCAUCUCUGGGGCACUGCAUUGGCUCUGUUGGCUCUGGAUGUAUGGGAAAGGUGCAGUGGGGUCCAAGAGGAGGGUGCGCUGGGGGCAUGGAAAGGGAGGGAAUGGCAGCAGUAUGCUGGGCAGAGGAAAGGAGGGAGAGGUGGGAAGGAGGGGGCUCGUUCCUUGCUGGAAAUUUGCAUGUUCCCUUUAUUAAAACAAAACAAUUCCUCCUCCCCUCCAAAAUCCCUCCCUGCCAGCACUCAGCGCAGCUCCUCUGCCAGGGGUCAGCACAUGCAGGAUGGGGGAGGGAAGGAUGGGGGAGUGGAGGAGGUUGUCAUGUCUAAUGAAUACCCUGAAUGUAUCGAGAUAUAUAUUUUUUUCAUUUCAGAAAAGGUUCCAUUAAGAGGGAGACAGCCCUAACAUGUGCUUUGGCCCCUCAUCAGAUUUAUGAGUAUUUGCUCUGCUCUUUAAUAGGAAACUCUGCAGCAACUGCCACCUUGCCUGCUCUCCCUGAGAUACACAGUGGCUUCUCAGGGAAAUGCACUUCAUUAUUAAUGUGAAUUUGUACGUUUUUAUGACACUGCUUGGGGGAAGGGGCAGGCAGAGAUUUCCUGGUGAUAUAUGCUCAUUUCUAACCAUUUAUUGUCCCAGACAAUCGAAGAACAAUGAUAAACAUUGUUAUAGAAAGUGGAGAGUGCCACAGUGACAUUUUUGAAGGGAAAGGAGAGGUGGCUGGAGUGGUUUUCAUGUGUUUGCUCCCCUCCAGCACCUGCAGCAGCUGCAUCAGAUCGAGUGACGAAGUGGUCCUUAUGGUGGCACAUUGUCUCCCCAUGCCUGCCCAUUUCUGGGGCCAGCAAUGACCCUUUGCUCAGUGCUUUGCUGCAGCUGAGGGGGUACAGAGGAAGGGCAGGAGUAUGUCUUUUGGGAAGCCUCUACUGCAAAAAGUCACAAGACUCAGAGUGAAUGUUCAGAAGAAUCCCCAUGCCCCCUUGCCCUGGUAGUUUCUGAUUUAUUAUUGAGUGACCUGGCAUGGAAACCCUGUGCAUGCAGCAGCAGCUGCAAGACAUCAAAUCAGACCGGGAGCAGAAAGGCAAGGGUGUGUGACAUCAUUUACCAGAGCAUUAUCAGCAUCUUCUUUCUCUCUCUACUGCAAAGCUCAUCUGUAAUUCACACAGCCACCGAGGAGCUCUGGGAGGGGAUGAAAAUGGUGGGCUUGGGCUGCAUUGGAGAACCAAAACAUUUCAGCCUUCAGGGUCACCCUAAAAAAGAGAUCAGUAAGGCCCUGUCUUCCCUGUGAUCCCACUUCUCCUGCCUCUCCCAGCAGUGUUCUGCAGGCCUGGUGAAGGUCAAAGUGAGGUUACUCUGUACCAAAGCCUCAAAAGCCUUUGUGCUUGAGGGAGCUUCACUGUUCCCUUUGGGAUAUCCUCCGUGCAACACUACCAGCCAGAGCUUCCUCUGUGCCAUCGAGCUCAUAGCCUCCAGCUAUAAGUGAACGACUGUGUUUGUAUUCUAUUCCCUAGCCCUGAGCAUGCACAAUCCUUUGUAACAGGAGGUGUGCCCAACAGCUGAGCACUGCUAAGACUUCCCUUAUGACAUUUUUCUGCUUUCCUCUUCAAACUGAACAGUAGCGAGGAAGAAAAUCAGAAUAGCCAUAUAGGGUUGGGUCAAAAAAUCCCACCCAGUGAUAUCAAGCCCCAAACCUAAGUUCCCCCUCCUUUUCCCAUUCUUUUUUUCCACAAGGGUUUCCCAGCCAGCAAUCUGAGCAUUAGAUUUCCUCUGGACUGUACACAGAAGAGGAAUUGCAGUCUUACUGCAGAAUUCAUACUAGCAUUGACCAGUAAUUCAGAUGAGGCAAAACUACUUGUUCUGUUGUGCAUGGAUAAUGCUACUGGGAUCCCUUCUGGAUCUGCUUUCUGCCUUUUUUGUACAGAAACAAAAGUGUUCUUUCCUCUCUCCUGCUGUAGAACUGUUGAAUCCUAACUGAAAACUUGUUUUCAUGAGCUCAUUUAAGGAAAACUCCCAAACACUCCCUGUUUCUAAAAAUCCCCAAGUUUAUACCAUAAACCACAGAUUCCCUGGAAUUAUGGAUCUCACUGCGUACAGCCAAUAACCUGGCACAGUGUGCAGUUGCCAGCUGAUACCUCCAUCCCGCAUCUCCAUCUCUCCACUUCUCUGUCUUGUUCCAGGCCAAGGUCAGAAGUAACUUAAUGCCCAGUUCCCUGUCUCUGCCCUCUGCUGCUCUCCAAGCAGUCUUUGGUUGUCACCCUGUAGCCGCAUGCUUCACCACUGCUGCAAACACAACAGCGGCUGCACAACAUCAGCCGUAUUUCUGAGAUAAAGUCAAACUACUGGCAUUGAUUCCUAUAGGGAAUGAGUCCUCGUGGCCACCAGCUUGCUUUAUAGGGCCAUUAAGAGGAUUGAUGUUGCCCUUUAAGCACCUAUUGAUCUACAUCCCAAGGGACAUCGCAGAAGAAGUGUUCUGCUGGGAUAUGAGUAUGCCAUGUCCUGCUUCUGCCCACUUUCAUGUAAGCUGAGCACACCACUCUUACAAGCAAGGGCAAAUCUGAAUGCUUCCUUCGUGCUUCCUCAGCUCAGGGGCAAACAGCUGCAUGUGAUUCAGUCCUCAGCAAAGUUCUCCCCUAAACUGGACAUACAGACGGAUAGGCUGUGGGUGGGCUUCCAGUUCAGUAACUCACUUCCCUUUGUAACCUAAGGAGCCCUCAUCUGUUGGCCAUGGUUUUUUAUGGUGCAAGACCCAGGUUUGUCAUCCAGAGAACAGACGACGGGGGAGGUAAUUCUGUUUAUUUGAUCAGUGUAUUUUUAAAACGUUGUCUGUGCUCCCAGGAAUUGUGAGGCCUUCUUCUAUAAAUCACUAACUCACAAAAGAAAAAAAAAAUCUCUCAGUAUUUUUCCAAAGAGAUGAGGGUGAAAGUUCCUAUACUCGUUUGUCAUGUCUGUAAAAAAAAUAUCAACAAGAAUGAUAAGUAUAGCCAAAAAGAGUGUAAAAGCACACCCUGUCAUUUGUUUUCCAUGUGCCAUAUGUUUUCUGAAUCCUGCACCUCCCACAUACAAAUUGCAUGCAAUAAUGUGGGGUGCACACAUUACUCAGGAUUAUUUAGUUAAGCCCUGCCUAUAUGAGGGAAUUAACUUAGAUAAAGUCAAGCCACUGUGCUUUGUUUUGUGUUUUUUUUUCCCUUAUUCUGGAUUCAUAGAGUAGAAAAUUAAAGAUCCCACUGUGCCAGGCUUCAUGUCAUUUGGUUUUAAUUUAAUUCAUCUCUUCAAUUCUCUGUUUCUCCUUCUCUUCGAGUAUCAUCAGUAGGUGGUCCAAGCAUCAACCAGAAGAUUUACUGGCAAGAGUAAAUGUAUGAAUGCUAUGAACACAUUGUUUUUCUGAUAUGAUUUAAUGACCUUUUUGGCAUUCCCAUGGCUGUUGAAAUCUUCCAUAAUAAUUCCCCUUGGCAGCCAAAGCUCCUGUUGAUCAGGUGAAAGCUGAUGCAAAUGUCAAAUGUCAAUAAAUUUGUAAUCCAUAAAUGUAAUACUCAGUGCCAGAGUGAGACAGGGUUAAACAGAGUGCAGCAGCGGACACCUAAGAUAUGAGCUAAAUCUUCAUAUUGUAAAAACAGGAGAGGAGUAUCACCUCCAAAAAGCCUCCGUAGCCAAACUCUUCUCCUCACUCCCUGUUCUCUCUGCAUGUUUUCUGAACUGCUGAGCUCUGACAAAAGAGGGUUUCGGUUGCACUCGGUGGCGCGAGGCUGGGGGUGCAGGUUCUGUCCCUUGAUCUGUUUUUGACUCAUGGUGUGAGGCUGGGAGUGAACUUCUCUGUGUUUCCAAAGGAGCUCUUUACCACUGCAGAGGUUUCAGAGCCAUUGGAGUUUGAUCCUGGAAGCGAUUAGUUAUGCAAGAUAUUCCGGUAAAUUAACAGGACCACUUAUAUAACUUAGGUGUUGCAGGAAUGAGUCGUGACUCAUUUAUAGUUUUAAGAUGCUUGAAAAGGGCGAGCCAUGUCUGAAGCCUGAUUUUAUAUACAAUAAGGACAUAAGAACAAUCACAUAAUUUCCCAGGAGAUUUUCUUGAGGGCCCUCCGCUUUGACCUUUGGCUCUGAAAAGCUCCGGUUUGUUUGACAUUGAAAAAAAGCAAAUGUGUGAAUGCAGUGCCACGAGCAUUUGCACUUUGAGCAUGCUGGGGCUGAACACAGCUGAACUGGAAAAGACUGCAGCAGCUAAUGUACUGGGAAAAUAUAACAGAGGCAUUUACUUAAUAACUCAACUAAUUCCUUUAGCUCACCUUGUAGAGAUUUAACCUUUGAAUGAGAGAGUCCCUAGUUCAAAAUCCUAUGUCUCCUCUGUCCUUGUGUUAAUUUUUAAAUUAUAUAUCAUUGUUGAGAGGCCCUUGUGUUGAGCAUUACAGGCUAUUUUUCAUGUCUAAACUGGGGAAUUAUAACUGAACAUUAGCUACUGGCUAUAAAUCACACGGAACAAAGUGGCAUCUGCAGCUACUCAGUAACAAGAGUGGGAGAAAUGCAACUUACUUAAGUUGAGACAGGAAAGAGGACACAAGCGCAGCAGCAGAGAUAAUUGUGACUGGGGAGAACUAAUGGUUCUUCAAGCCGCGUGGGGCUGUGCAGCCCUGUGCUCAGAGCUCUCCACAGCCAGCACUGUAAGUGCACGGUCACAGCAGGAGCUCAGGCAAUUUGAAGGGGAAAUACGGAGCUGGAAGAUAUUUCACACACCCCUGCAAUGCCACCUAGCAUGCUGCCGGUCACGGCAGGCCAGCCUUGGAGUCAGAGAGAGCUUUUUCAGAGCCUGGAAAUUGCAUUGUUUUGCUCUCCCCAUCCUCAUCCUCCAUCAGCAAGCACGAGUGAGCAGUGUCCACAACUCACUCUCCCUGGGAAAUGUUUUUAUUUCUAAUUAUGGCUAAAGCCCAGGUGAGGAGGAGGCAGCACGGCGGUGAGCACAGCAAUCUGUGGGGCUGUGGUUCUGGGCUGUGUGGCUCUGCCCACUGCUCCACUCAUGGGCAGGAGCACUGCAGUGCCUGUGCCUUCCUGAGCAGCUCAACAAAGGUACAGCACUAUCUUAAAAGACAGCAAGAUAAGCUUAACCGAGCAUGGUCUCCUUCUUGCAUUUGUCUCUGCUGUCCUUUCUUUUACUUUGGUGGUAUAUUUUUUAGUUCCCUGAGCUUUGAACAAAGCUUCCAUGAUCUCUUGUGUCUCCAAUGGGGCAAGCCAAAGCUGCCUGUAUAGCUUUGGGGGUUGCACACUUCCAUUUGUGCAAUGGCAGCCAGCAGAGCUGCUUCAUAAACUGCUGAAAUAAAUGCAGCGGGGGCUCAAGGUGAGUUCUGCCUGCAGUGCAUCUGAAAAGGAGAACAGAGCUCUGCAAAGAGGUCCUCAAGCAGUUGGGUUUGUUCUGUUUGUGCAGUGCCGUGCACAGUGAGUUGCUGGUCCAGGCUCCAAGUGGCAGUAAUUGCAGUAGGUGUUUUGCUGAUUAGAGGUAAACUUCAGGACGUUCUUAAAAGCUUUGCUUUAGAGGCCUAUGUGCGGUACGUUUAUUAGGCUGUUCAGCAGUAAUUCAGACAGCAGAGAAUUGGUGAGGACCUGGUCUAUCUAAUUGUGUGUCUAAAUCAUAGUUGCGCCGUGAUUCAGAGGUACUAACAGUCUGCACCGAAUGGCUGAGGCUAUAUGGUCAGAUUCCUGCAGAUGGUCAGUUUGUACCAUAAAAUUUAAAAUUACAACUUGUGCCAUAAAGCUACUGCCUCAAAUUUAUUAUGUAUUGCGGCACAACAAGCAAAUUAAUACUAGAUGCAGUAUAUGCCCAGACAUUAAUGUGAGCAGAGGAUGAAAUAUUCUCUUCCCGGCUCAUUGGUACACAUUCCCUUCAGAGCACCAAGGAAAAGGAAGGCACCAGGAACGCAGCCCUGCGUUGAGCGUUGCCAGCCUGGGGGUGGUGGGAAGGACAUCACAGCCCAGCAUGGGCACACUGCACGCACCCCAGCAUGGGGACAUUGCACGCACCCCAGCAUGAGGCCCCGGGGCUUCCAAACCCACAGUUCUGCUCCGUGCGCCAUGCCUGCAAGAGCUGAGCGCUCAGCAAAAUCUUUUUAUUAUUCGUCAUAAAGAAUCACAGCUGUGAAGAGCAAACUAGGGAAGGGGAGCGGGAGCAGGCAGGCACACUCCCCUGGACUGGUGUAAAUCAGGAGCAGCUCCGCUGUAGGUCUGCUGAAUUACACUGCUGUCACUCCGACAUCAGCCCAGAAUCAGCCCCUUUACCUGCAAAAGAUGAGUGAAAUAUCUUACAACUGUGUGUCCAGGAGCCUGCUAAGCUUCUUGUAGAGUUGCUGUCAGUAUGCCCAGGGCAGAAGCAUAUUUUUUUUCUUACUGUUGUACAUAAGGGCUCUGCUGCAGCCGACAACAUGAAAUGUGUUAGUUCGGUUUGUUCAAAAUGGAGUGUGUUUGUUAAGUGUUGCCUCUUUGAUGUUGCGCUGCCAUCUCCAUCUUUGUCAUCAUUGCCCAUCUUUUUCAAUCUAAUGAACUCAAACCAUCAGUGCAACUUAAGUUCGGCUGUCUGUUCUUGCAUAGUUAAUAUUAAAAAUGUACUAACAGUGUGGCUGCGAAAUCAAAUUAUGCACAUAAAUAUGCUGGCAUAGCAGAGGAGGCGGCAGAAGCUGAAGUUAGCAACAUUGAUGCCAGUUCACAUUUGCAAAUCAACCGUCAAUCUGUCAUUAAACAUGUUAUCAAAUGAUGAUAAGUGUAUGCUUCUUGCUUGCAUUGGCGCGCUUAUUCCCGAUGUUGAUGUGCAUUAAUGGGAUAAUGUGCAUUAACAUAGUCUUGCUUGGAUGAACACAAAACAUUUUUUAUCCGUCUUAGUUUGUUUCCCCCUGUGGCCCCCAAGUAAGUGUUUUGUGUUAUCAAAUUGCCAAAAAAUGGGAAAACACAUUACUUUUAAUUAGCAAAAAUUUUGAGUCGUUCUUUUUUUUAGAAUUUUUAUCCAGACUCUCCUGUGUGUUGUCAAUUGAGGUGGAGGGGACAGAAAAACAUUCUCUUGCCUUCUUUAAGUAAAACGAUUAAUGUCAGAAACUCAGAGGCUGACAAUUAUGCUCUGUCUUAAUGCACUGGCCUUUCAUCUGCAGCCCUUGCUUUUGACACGAGUGAUGGUUUCAGUUCAGCGAUAUGAAAGGCAGGAAAGGAAAUGAUCUCAGGCAUUCCCAGCCCAUUGUGCGCUGCUGUACGCAGACAUGGCAAGCAGUCCUCGUGCUGGCUUCAGUUGGCGGUUUUGCAUGCGAGUCGGCAGCAGCUGUACCUAAUGAUUAAACAAAAAGCAGCAGAAGAGCACGGCUGCUCUUGGAGGGAGUGGAAGGAGCUUCCCACCCGCCGCCCGGCUCUGCCACCGCUCUGCGUGAUGAGCUGCUUGCAGCACACGCUGCCAGUGAGCUCCUGGAAGUGGAAAAACAUCCUAACGCAAAGUGAUGGAAGACGUAAAACCAUAGAGAGAGUCUGGCAACCAUCCCACCACAUCCCAGGGCCUUCCUGCCUCCCAGCCCUGCCCACAGCACCCGCCAGGUGAGGGCUCAGCUCUGGGGAAGGCCCAUUGCCCUGGGAACCAUUUCAAUAAAUAUAAACAUUUGUGGUUGUUGGGUUUUUUUAACUGCUUCUAUUCAGAAUUGAUUUUUGUUUUCUACCCAGACACGAUUCAGAGCUUUUGGAAAAGUUGAGGUGGAAUUCAACCAGAGCAGGAAAGGCAUCUGCUGGUCUUUUGUUCCUCUGGGACUUCAAGGUUUUCAAACUUUAAAAAGCAAACGAAGCAAGGUUCUUCCCACCCCUUGGAGAACAGCUGUUCUUUUAAAUCUUCCUGUAUUUAUGCAACAGGGGCAAAAUUGUGAUGAUCUACCCAGGAUUUUUACAGUAAAACAGCAAUAUUAAUGAAAAACAAUCUGGAUAAUGUCUGGUCCUGUUCAAAACAUGAGUUAUUCCAGGACUUUUACUAGGUAUUACUGGUAACGUUAUCAAAUCGGGCUCAAGAGUUUCCUUAAAGGAAAGUCAAUCACUUAAAGUGUUUUAUUUUUAGUUUAUGAGCUGGAAAAUAAAACUCCUUCUAAAACUUUUAUGAUAGGCAUCAUAUUAUUUACAUGUCUCUAAAAUAGCAACUAUUUCUCAUAUAAUAAAAAUGUUUAUAAAUUAUGUUUAGUCUCUGUUUAUGACUACAUUUAACAUCCAGACAUUGCUUGAGGUUCGUCCUGAACCUAAAAAAAUCAGAGCUAGUAGAAUAAUGACUUUCUACAUAUGAACAUUUUGGUAAAUGGGUCAAACUCUUGAUCACUCUUCCUUUUUUUUUAUCAAUCUAAUAAUGCCAUUAUCUUUAGGCAUCUUAUUCAGGCCUCUGAUUUCUAUUAUCUGGAUGAUUUAAAGGAAAAUAAUAGGGAAUAAUUAUUGAUUUUUUUUAAUUGUCUUGAUUUUUGAAAGGCCAAUUAUUUCUAAAUUGAGGCUACAUCAGCACAAGUUUUAUACUCAUAAAACUCUGAUAACAGUAAUUGCAUUCCUGUUGACUUUAGCUUCAGUGAAUCCUCAUGUUUUCUACUUCUAAACCAAAGAUCUUGUCUUCUCAUACAGAGAGCCUGAAUUUUAAGUUUAUUUUCUGUUACACAUCCAUUAGUUGCAGAAUUGCAGAAUUUACCUAGCUUUUUUUUUUUUUUUUUUUUUUUUUUUUAACAGCUAUGUAGCUUUAUGUUGCUUCUACUCCAUGAGCUACCUUGAAAUUAACUUGUCAAACAUUUGUCCCACUGCUUAGGGAAGGUUCCUGAUCAGAUGAGUGGACCAAUUUGUCAUGACCUGGGGGAGAGGUGCCAGAAAUCAGAUGGCUUUAAAAAGGCCUAUGAUGAGAGCUGUGUCUGGGGGACUCCUGUAAGGCAGCUCAGGCUAGGAUUAUGUGGGUGACUUUUUUAUCACAAACAGCAUUUGGACAACAAGUGGGCGAAAAGUGUCUUGCUGUCUCCCCUUCCAUGAUGACUUUGAGCCCUUAGACAGACCCUUCUGGAAGCUAUUCAUUGCCAGUGCCCAGUUCUUUCUAUUUUUGGCAUUGGCAUACAACACAUCAAGGUAUAAAAUGGGCAUAUCAAAACUGAACCCAGAUCCAAAAUCCCAGCUACAUCAUGAUAUUGUUCAGGAGAAGACUGGUUCUGGGUUUUAUCUUCACUACUUCAGUCAGACUCUGCUUUGAACACAUGCAUUCAUCAGCUGCAUUAAUUUACCAACUGUCGUUAAGCAGUUUAAAACAGUGGGAUGCUGGGUUGUUCCUCAGUAGUCAUUUGUCAAAGGAAAUGUUGGAAGAGGGAAUUAGAAGUAACAGAGUUAUGCUGUUCUUUCUCUCGGUUCUCCAGUCUUUAUUCUUCAUACUGCAUCUUCUUCUAUUAUCUUAGGCUAACUUUGGAGUGUUUGUCAGUUUUUGAAAAUGGCAAGUAAUUAGUCAAUAUGUUUUCACCAUAUGUAUCAAGCUCAGUAAAGAGGCAACCAUUGGCCUUUGUCAUGGCACAGUAAGCGUUCGUUUUCUCAGCACUUCAAGUUACGCUGAGCGUGUGGUGAACGCCAAAGAAUUUAAUGAGGAAUUUUACAAUGAAACAUUUGACAUAAUAAUUCUCUGUUCAGCACAGUUCACAAAUUUGGGACGAGUCCCCGUUUCAGAUUUCAUCAACUUGUGCUGUUCACACUCGAGGUCUUGCACGAGCUGCAUCACCCCUGCCUGGUGCCUAGCAGAGAGCAAAGAGGCUGUGCAAAGGGUGGAUAAAUUGUUACUGACUCAAUGUGGUCCUAUUUUACAUCUUCUUGGCACAGAUGCUGUGUACAAGAGGGAAGAAUUCUUGAAACCAUGUUUCCCUUCCUGACGGCCUUAGUACUUACCCCGAGCUAGUAAAUGCAGUCUUCCCAUGGAUAAAUUCUUGCUUUGAGGCUUCCACUGUUGCUGACUGUCAACCUUCUAUGAAAUAUAUAAAAAAACAGAAUCUGAUCUUAAUACUGCUGAUAAAAUGUGUCAUUUGCCCCGAUUUCACCUUCUUCUGAGCAAAAAUAUGUGCAGUGCUUCUGGAGAGUGAGAGGACAGGCAGCAGCCCCACCAGGGCUCUUGGGAAUACUCUAUUGCAAUUAUUAGUGGAACAGGUUUCUACAUUCUUCAUUGGCUUUCUUUAGAUUUACAAAUAGAACUUCUGAGCUCAGACUCAAUUCAGUGAGUUACAGGUGUUUUGUUUAACAUUUUGGGGUACGUACAAUAGUCAAAAUAAGAAUGAUGGCGUAUUGUUUUACUGCAGUCGUGUUUUAAAUUUAUGUGGCAUUGCUAUUGAAGUCAAUAGGACUUUCUCCUGAGUAUGUUUUGCAGAGCAUGGUAUCAUUAAAAUAUGACAGUUAAUAGUCUUGUUUAUGUUAUUAUAUUUAAUGAAUAAAUAUAUCAGUCUGUACAUCAAA